Messenger RNA from Ascoidea rubescens DSM 1968, 1958 nucleotides. RefSeq names its product acid protease. Gene Ontology annotation, molecular function: aspartic-type endopeptidase activity. The coding region runs from base 26 to 1846 and encodes 606 amino acids. The record is from RefSeq and is a predicted model, not a curated record. Lineage: Eukaryota; Fungi; Ascomycota; Saccharomycetes; Ascoideales; Ascoideaceae. Gene Ontology annotation, biological process: proteolysis. The transcript has a single exon.
CUCUUUCAUCUCUCGCACACAAACAAUGACUUUGGCUCCCACCCACUGCGCUUGUCUCUGCUUCAUCCUCUCGCUUUUACUGGCAGUAUCCCAGAGUAGCGCCUACGCAUUCAGCAAAAGAGAUGAACUAAAAGACCUUGUGAUAAUAGACUUUCAGAUCCAUCGAGGUGACAAUCUCAUUGAUUCUUCGCCAGAUAAUCAGCCUAAAUUUGUCAAAAGAGACGACUAUCACAAAGCUGUUCUAACAAACGAAUACACCUUCUAUUUGGCCAAUUUGACCAUUGGUAGUGACGAUCAAAAUGUCAGCGUAAUAAUAGACACUGGUUCCUCUGAUCUAUGGGUAACUCGUUCAACCAACCCUUAUUGUAUCAAUUCAAACGCUAAAAGAGACUUUGUUGACUUUAUUGAUUUUGACAUUUCAAAUAAGAUAAUUGAAAAUCAAAACAGCACCAGAUGGAUUGAAUCCUUCAAGUCCCACAAAUUCGUCAAAAGAGACCCCAAUCCUGCUCCAGAUCCUGCUCCAAAUCCUGAGCCUAAUCCUGCUGUUACUGAAAUUACUUACCAUGGAAAUGUCUACACCAUCGACGUUCCUGAUGGUGCAACAAUUAUACAUAUAUCAACUCUUGAUCCUGCAAACCCUUCUCAAGGCACCCUUGCAUCUCAAAUAGAAACUAGAACAAGAAAUAUUCCAACUCAAACAGGAUCAAACCAAUACAUCCAAGCUACAAUCGAUUGCGAAGAAUAUGGGGUUUUUGACGAGGACUCCUCACAAACAUUUCGCAACAAUAACACUGAAUUUUUUAUUCAAUAUGGUGAUUACACAUAUGCUCUCGGUACUUGGGGUUAUGACGAUGUUCACUUCUCUGGUGUUACUGUUACAAACCUCAGCUUUGCUGUAGCUGAUCAAUCAAACUCUUCCUUUGGUGUCUUUGGUGUUGGUCUACAGGGCCUACAAUCUUCUUUAACUCCCUAUUCAAACUUCCCAAUGAAAUUGGUCGAGCAAGGUUUUAUCCUUAAAAACGUUUACUCCUUAUAUCUUGAUAACUCUGAGGCUGAUUCUGGCUCUCUUUUAUUUGGCGCAGUCGACCAUGCCAAAUAUUCUGGCUCUUUACAAACUAUUCCUCUUGUCAACUCCAUUCCAAGUCUUAGUCGAAUUGUUCGUUUCGAUGUCACUUUAUCUGAGAUAUCCAUAAACUCCUCCUCAAAUAAUUUUGACUCAAUGACUAUAACAACCUCUACAAGAGCUGCCCUAUUGGAUUGUGGUACUACUUUAACAUAUGUUCCAUCAACUGUCUUUCGAAGAAUUGGUCAAGCCCUAGGUGGAACAUACUCUUCUCAAAUCGGUGGUUACAUUGUUGAAUGUUCAAUUGGUAAUGAAGACGUUUACAUUGAUUACAAUUUCCAAGGUGUAAUCAUUCAGGUCGCUUUACAUGAUGUCUUAAUUCCUGUGACCUCAGGCAGAAACUCCUAUUGUGCUAUAGCUAUCUUUGACAGUGGUAAUGAUAGAGUAAUCUUAGGUAACAGUUUCUUAAGAAGUGCCUAUGUUGUCUUCAAUUUAGACGAUAAUCAAAUCUCAAUAGCUCAAGCUAUUCACAAUGCUAACGAUUCAGAUAUUGAGGUAGUUACUUCAACAAUUCCAAGUGCUGUAACCGCUGCAUCCUACUCAAGUUCAUAUACUGCUGUUGGCUCAGAUUCAAUCACUUCGCUUUCGCCAAAUAAUCAACAAAGCGGUUCUUCCUCCUUUUCUUCCUCUUCAAAUGAAUCAAGCGAUAGUGGCGCUUCUCAUUUUGAAGUUUUCGCCUUGCCUGUAUUUUUAUCUAUUUUUUUGGGAAUACUAUUCAUAUAAUCACUUCAUAACUCCAUUUCAUUUCAUUUAAUUUGUUUUGAUAUUUGCAAAGGUAUUUUACGGAAUCAUGGGUUUUUAUUUUUAUUUUAUUUUACUCAAUUUUUUUAUUUUU